Lathyrus oleraceus (garden pea) is the source of this 1514-nucleotide messenger RNA. RefSeq names its product zinc-finger homeodomain protein 9. Gene Ontology annotation, molecular function: transcription cis-regulatory region binding; DNA-binding transcription factor activity. Gene Ontology annotation, biological process: regulation of developmental process; regulation of DNA-templated transcription. Bases 360 to 1316 code for a protein of 318 amino acids. NCBI's taxonomy places the organism in Eukaryota, Viridiplantae, Streptophyta, Magnoliopsida, Fabales, Fabaceae. Gene Ontology annotation, cellular component: nucleus. The transcript has a single exon. The record is from RefSeq and is a predicted model, not a curated record.
AAAACACAAGUUGUUAAGAAGGGACAACCACAUAACCCGGAUUUUAUUAUCAACAGUCGUCACAUACAUCACCUCCACUUUCUCAAUAUUCUCUCCCUCUUCCUCCUCCCUCUCCUCCUCCACCACCACCACAACCACCACCACUUUUCCUCCUCCACCACCACUUCUCCUCUUUCUUUUUGUCUCCUUUCAAUUCCUCAAAUUUUCAGAAAAAAAUAGCUCAAAACCAAGCUAGCUUCUUCAUGGAGACUAUAGUGUAUGAUGUGAUACAUUUAUGAGGUUUUAUAAACUUAGAAGUUAGAACCACAUAAUUGAAACUAAGGUAAGUUUUUUUAAUUUUAAUCUUUUUUAGAUUUAUCAUGAUGGAGGUUUUAACAACAACAACAACCGCCACAAACACUACUCCUUUGGCAACAAUUUCAAAACCAUCAGAACCCGAUUCAGAAAACCCGACCCGAAUCCAACAACAACAACCCGUUAACACAACAACCUCAAACAUAACAAAGCCUCUGUCUUUUUCAAAUGGGGUUCUUAAACGCCACCAUCCCAACACUCACAACCACCACAACAACAACGUUGUUGCUGUUACUUACAAAGAAUGUCUCAAAAACCACGUGGCAACUUUAGGUGGUCACGCACUAGACGGUUGUUGUGAAUUCAUGCCGUCACCAACCGCCACCUCCGACGACCCCGCUUCCAUAAAAUGCGCCGCUUGCGGAUGUCACCGGAAUUUCCACCGCCGUGAACCAGAAGAACCGAUUUCCACCGUUUUUGAAUAUCAACCUCACCACCGCCACCACCCACCACCUCCGCCGUUGUUUCAGUCCCGUUCGCCAAGCUCCCCGUCUCCACCGCCGAUCUCAUCAUACCCAUCAGCUCCACAUAUGCUCUUAGCACUCUCUGGUGCCGGAGUCGGACUCUCGAUCCCGCCGGAAAACACAGCAGCGCCGUUAAACCUUGGUUCUCCGAUGGGAGCUAGUAGAAAAAGAUUCAGAACAAAAUUCUCACAAGAGCAGAAGGAUAAGAUGCAUGAAUUUGCUGAGAGACUUGGGUGGAAGAUGCAGAAGAGAGAUGAAGAAAUGGUUAAUGGAUUUUGCAAUGAAGUUGGUGUUGAUAGAAGUGUUCUCAAAGUCUGGAUGCAUAACAAUAAGAACACUUUGGGAAGAAAAUUAUCAGAUCAUGGUAAUGGUGACGGCGACGCCGUAAGAUCCGCCGUAGACGGUGUCUCCGAUGGUGGUUUUGGUGCUCAUGAGAAUGAUAAUGAUGGGAUUAAUGUUGCUGCUUGUGCUACUAAUGGAUCUUCUUCUUCUUCUUGAUUUUUUUUAUGAGAGAUUAAAAAAAAUAUGAGGGAAUAAUAAUAAUAAUUGAUAUGUUUAGAUUAUAUUAUAGAGUAAUUAAGAGUUGGUAUUAGUUAAUUUAGUUGUUUUUUUUUCUUUUAAUUUUUCUUUUUUCAAUUUAAUUGUUUAGUUUUUGUUAAUUAAUGAGAUUAUUAUGAUGAUCAACUUCUUGGAUAA